Messenger RNA from Vombatus ursinus (common wombat), 571 nucleotides. RefSeq names its product signal peptidase complex subunit 1 (gene SPCS1). The transcript has 4 exons. Bases 159 to 467 code for a protein of 102 amino acids. Lineage: Eukaryota; Metazoa; Chordata; Mammalia; Diprotodontia; Vombatidae. The record is from RefSeq and is a predicted model, not a curated record. Gene Ontology annotation, biological process: protein targeting to ER. Gene Ontology annotation, cellular component: endoplasmic reticulum membrane; signal peptidase complex.
CGCAGCCGGGGCGCGCCAGUCGGCCCUGUCCCCAAAACACGCUGCCUCGGGCCGUGCCAGGCCUCUCGUCAGGCCUCGACCCCGGCCACUCCCAGUCCAGAUCCGCGAAACGCUCCUCUUCGGGGUCCCUGCAGCGCCGCCUGCCCCGGAAGGCAGUCAUGUUGGACGGACUGAGCUCCCUGCCCACGCAGAUGGAUUAUAAGGGUCAGAAGUUAGCUGAACAGAUGUUUCAGGGAAUUAUUCUUUUUUCUGCAGUAAUUGGAUUUAUCUAUGGAUAUGUGGCUGAACAGUUUGGAUGGACAGUCUAUAUUGUUAUGGCUGGAUUUGCUUUUUCGUGCUUGCUGACACUUCCUCCGUGGCCCAUAUAUCGCCGACACCCCCUCAAAUGGCUCCCUGUUCAAGACUCAGGCUCAGAAGACAAGAAACCAGGAGAGAAAAAAAUAAAAAGGCAUCCUAAAAAUAACUGAAACACGUUACAUGCUUCAACCUUACAACAGUCAUUCUGUUCUUUGUGAAAUCUUAAUUUGUCAUAUCCAAAAUGCAAAAUAAAACUACCUACAUUAUUAUUGCA